AUAUUUAUAAAUUCUAUUGUUUCAAAUUUCCCAGUUUGAAAGUCCUGGAAAACACCUGCUAUAAAGGAGGUGAUGCGUUGUUGUUGUCAGAAUCUUUUUUCUUUCUUUUUUUUUUGCUUAGUACAUUUUCACAUUGACUUGGUAUUGUGGUGUGUAGACAGCAAACAUAAAUGUAGACAUGGAUGGAUAACUGAACGGGUCUAUCGGGCAAAGGCUCAAGGGCCCACAGUGUCAGUGAGGGCAACUGGCCUUCACUUGCAAAAUGUUAAUCAAAUUAACACAAAAUGACUAUAAAGAGAUGCAAAGGAUUUGCAAAGAGACAUAAACUAACUACUACAACAGGCAAAACAACCACAAAGAGACACAAAAUGACUACAGAGUACAAAACAACCAGGGGUGUCGUAGUGGGUGGAAAACUGGAACUGAUUACCUGGGGCCCACAAUGGAAGGGGGGCCCUCAAGAAGCCUGGACUAAAAAGUUUGAUUUUGUUUGCAAUUUUAUGUCUAAAUUAGUGCCAUAAGUGAAUUAAAAUAGGAUUAAUAAAUUCAUUUAAUAGAUUAGUUUGCUGUCACCACCAGCACUGCAAUGUUAAAGUACACCAAGUAAUCAUAAAUAGCCCACUGCAGAGGAGCCAUCUUGUGGUCAAACAUAUUUUGAAUGCUCAUUCAAUGUCAAUAGGCUACUUUAGAUUUAAUACACAGUGUUAUCAUAAGGAUAAAGAAGGUGGAGGAUUUUAAGUACUUAGGGUCAACAGUCCAGAGCAACGGAGAGUGUGGAAAAGAAGUGAAGAAACGUGUGCAAGCAGGUUGGAACAGGUGGAGAAAAGUGUCAGGUGUGACAGAGGAGUACCAGGAAGAUUAAAAGGAAAGGUGUACAAGACAGUGGCACUGAAGAAAGACAGGAGGCAGAGCUGGAGGAAGCAGAGAUGAAGAUGUUGAGGUUCUCUUUGGGAGCGGCGAGGAUGAUUAGGAUCAGGAAUGAGUACAUCAGAGGGACAGCUCAUGUUAGAUGUUUUGGAGAUAAAGUCAGAGAGGCCAGACUGAGAGGGUUUGGACAUGAGGUUGGAACUGCCAGGCAAGAGGCCUGGAGGAAGACCAAAGAGGAGAUUUAUGGAUGUUGUGAGAGGACAUGAAGUGAGCUGGUGUGAGAGAAGAGCAUGCAGAGGAUAGGGUUAGAUGGAGGCAGAUAAUUGGCUGUGGCCGAGAGAGGUUACCAUAAGGCUAAAAUAUGUUUUGCUUAAAAAUUAUUUUUGGUCAAAAAUGGCUCUUUUGAUAAUUGAGGUUGCUGACCACUGCUUGGGGAUGUGCAAACGUUCACGGUGGCCUAUUAAGAAUAAAAAGAACGUGCAAUGCAAAGAGAUGGUGGCUCAAAAGGAUAUGCAUUAAUGCAACGCAUAUAUACAGGUGUUAAAGGGUUAAUGUGGCGUGUUAUUUUCUAUAAACUGCAAAAGGGAAACAUGAUCGUGCCAUAUUACAUAAACAAUAUAGUAAUUCUCCUGGUAGAGAGGGGUUUGUAGCUUUUGUUUUCAUUGUAACUGAGAUUUCCGCUUCUGGGUCAGCACGUGAACUCACCGCUCCGCCCAGACUCCAGUUUUCCGCUCCUGUCGCUGCACACACACACAGAGCUCCGCCGCUAGCAGUCACAGGCACUGAGUGCCAGUGCGGAGAGACACAAACUACACUAGUGACAUUAUUUACAGCAGGGUUGGUGUCUUUGCACCGAUCGGUCUGUAUUCUCAUCAAUCGAUUACCCUCCGGGAUCCUUCCGUGACACCGAGUUGCCAUUUUGUUUGGAACAACUCAACCACAAAUGUCUAAGUAACGUUACAAACCCAGGCAGCUACACAUUUGCAGGACACACAGUGGGUUGUGUUUUUUUGCAUGAAAGUAAAUGUUUCGAGCAACUUUUCUUGUGCAGAAAAUCAAAGUGCAACACGUGUAGUUAGACUUGUGGCCAAUCAGUUCUGGAGCCUUGUGCACAGGGGUAUAAAUUUGAGGCAGUUGCCGUAGAGACGUCUGCCGCUGAAGGGUUGAACGCAAGAGCCCGUGAUACCUCGUAAGGAAAAUGUGUGAUGAACACUAAGUCACAGCAAAGCCUACUACGGACUGCUCCCCCCUUCAUGGCCUGUUGGACUACACAAUGUCUGAUGUGAAAGUCUGUCCCACUGUGAGUGGAAACCCCCCUCCGCCAGAGGUCAUAAAUCCCAAGAACCCUGGACGUGUAACCAAUCAGCUACAGUACCUGGAGAAGGUGGUGAUCAAAGCUUUACUGAGGCAUAACUUUUCGUGGCCCUUUCGCCAGCCAGUUGAUGCAGUGGCGCUGCAUCUCCCAGAUUAUUACACCAUUAUUACAAAGCCUAUGGAUCUGAGCACUAUCAAGAAGCGUCUUCAGAACAACUACUACUGGAAAGCACUUGAAUGUAUAGAAGACUUCAACACCAUGUUCACCAACUGCUACGUGUACAAUCGGCCUGGAGAUGACAUUGUUUUUAUGGCACAGACCCUGGAGAAGCUUUUUUUGCACAAAGUGUCCCAAAUGCCGAAGGAAGAGUGGGAAGUCACGGCAAUCACUGCGAAGGAACCAGUGAAAGGGAAAAAGAUGAAUGCAGGUGCAAUACAUCAGAGAUCCCUUGUGUCAGAAGUUGUUCUCCAGCAGACUGUGACAGUUAUUCCACCAGAUGUGCCUCAAUUCAUCCCACCCAUCCAGCUCUCUGCACAAAUUGAUGCAGUAACGAUUAAAAAAGCUUUCAAGAGGAAAGCAGACCCCACGACCUCCACCACCUCCCUUGUCACCAGUCACGAGGUGUCUGCUUGUGGGGAUCAUGCAGCACCUUGUACAUUAUUCUCCAGAAGAAGGCCGAUCAAAGCUCCAAAGAAAGACUUGCCUGCCGUAGAGAGCAAGAAGGUCAGACUGUCCGAGCAGCUCCGAUACUGUAACGAUAUCCUGAAGGAGAUGCUCUCCAAGAGACACUACCCAUAUGCAUGGCCCUUUUACACCCCCGUUGAUGCUGUGGCUUUGGGCUUGCACGACUACCAUGACAUCAUCAAGCAGCCGAUGGACCUGAGCACCAUCAGGAAAAAAAUGGAUCAACGGGAGUAUACAAAUGCAAAGGAAUUUGCUGCUGAUGUCCGACUGAUGUUCUCCAACUGUUACAAAUACAAUCCACCAUCGCAUGAGGUCGUCUACAUGGCGAGACAGCUGCAGGAAGUUUUUGAGGCCCGAUAUCUGAAAGUUCCCCAAGAAGCAGAGGGUUCCAUACCUCAUCAUCGAGCUGACAAGGGACAAGGAGACGGAGUUGGAAGUGUGUCAACUUCAGAAAGUUCUGAAACCGAGAGCUCCAUAGAGGCGGAGAGUCCAUCAGAGGAGGUGGCCGUGCAGCUGGCCAAUCUAGAGGAGCGGUUGAAAGCUGUCAGCGACCAGCUGAAGAGACUUGCCCAAGAGCCCCUGCUGAAACCGAAGAAGAAAGACAAGUUGAAAAAGGAAAAGAGAGCCAAAGAGAAGGACAUCGCUCGACUAAAACACAAGUCAUCAAAGUACAAAUCUAUUGUAGAAAAAGCCAACCACAAGAUCUCUACUUUAUGUUUCAUUUGUACGUCUAGGCAUGGCAACAGACACAAUAUUCAUGGGGUACCUUUGAAAUGCAAGGACGAGGUCUCAUCAGCACCGGUGAGCUACGAGGAGAAAAGGCAGUUGAAAAUAGACAUCAACAAGCUGCCUGGUGACAAACUGGGCAAGUUGGUGAAGAUCAUUCAUGCCAGGGAGUCCUGUCUGCGAAAAUCAUCUCUCGAGGAUAUUGAGGUUGACUUUGAAAUACUCAAGCCUUCCACACUGAGAGCCCUGCAGAGGUUUGUUGCAGCAUGUCUGAGAAAAUGCAACAAGAAAACUAGCCAAAAAAAGCAGGUGAAGCCCACAGAAGGACCGCCGCCUGGAAAACUAAAGGAUGUCAGGACACCUCAGGUUGCUGCUAAAGAGCAGCACUCAAUUAAGAAAAAAAAGCAAUCAGCUAAACCCGUGGCGGCUCCUGACCUCGGCUGCCCUUCACGCCUCAGUGACAGCAGCAGCAGCAGCAGCUCUUCGUCCAGCUCUGAAAGCAGCUCCAGCAGCAGCAGCAGUAGUCAUUCUAGCACUUCUGAUAGCAGUGACUCUGAAUCAGUGCCAAAAACGAAGAAGCCAAAAACUAAAGACUCUUGCCAAAAGGUGAAGAAGAAGUCAAAGGUGACUCACGCUGCCUGUGGCAAGCAGAAAACGGAGACAAAAGAUCUGACAAAAGCCUCGGUCAACACUUGUCAGCCUCUUCUUGCUGCGCAGUCGUCGGCAGCAGAAACCAAAGGCCCCCCAGCACACCAUAGUGAAGACCAGACCUGUGAUGGGCUGACUCUAUCACCACCAGAUUUGUCUGCGCUUUUAUCCCCCAUGGCCUCUCCAGGAGUGUUGCUGGACUGGGCUGCCACGAGAUUUGAGCCAGGCCCUGUGCUGUCCCCUUUGAGAGACAGCCCACUGCAGUCCAAAGAUGAGACCACGUCCAGUAAGUCGCUAGAUUCCGGGUACCCUGAGGAUCUUCCCGACAGUCAGCCGACUAAUGUGCCUUACACUAAUGAAGCAAGUAAAUCUGCUGAAGAGGAAAAACAUCCCAAAAAGGACAUUGUUCUAAAAAACGCUGAGUCUUGGGCCAAACUGGUGAGACAGUCAGUCACUGCAACUGCAAUCAAGUCCUCAAAGGAGAGUUUUCAGCAGUUCCGUAAGGCCGCCAUAGAAAAGGAAGAGCGUGAAAAAGCACUGAAAAAGAAGAAAAAGAUGGAGGACAACAAGGAGAAGGAGGUUUCUGAAAAGAGCAGCUUGCCAGCCACAUGUGAAGCAGAAACAAAUUCACAACCUAUUAAGGAGGAUCCUGAUUCACCUGAUUGUACAGAAGCUGUCCUCGACGCGCCUAAAGACGUUGAGACACAUAAGCCAAAGUCUCCCACAGAAACCCAACCUCUAACCACGCAGUCCUCAGUCGAUAGGCAAAGAGAGAUGGCCCGCAAGAGGGAGCAAGAACGUCGCAGGCGAGAGGCUAUGUCUGGCAUUGACAUGACUAUGCAGCGGGACAUAAUGACCACAUUUGAGCUGAACCUGGACUGAACAGAAACUGGGAUUUACUUGGAAAAAAGUACUUCUGUGUUGUUUGUAUGAAUAACUGGAGCUCUUGGUUCUUUCUCGGGCACAAAAGACAACUUCACCAACCUCAUGUAUGUUCUUGAGAUUAGAAAAUAAAUGUUAAUUGAGGGGGAAAAAACAUUCAGUAAAAAAUAAACGGGUGUUGCCCUUCAUUUGUAUUUGAAAUGGAUGGUAAAUGUUUGCACUGACGCACUGUUGAAUUUGAGAUGAUUGGGGUGACGCACUGUCAAAAAUUGGAACCUGAAACAAAUAUUGUGUGCGCGUCUUUUUCUGUUCUUUUCACAUUUGGAUGACUCCUAUAGCUGACAGUUGUGUACGACAAGCUAAUGAAUGUAUCCAUACACUGUAAAUGCCACCAUGUCUUGUUUGCUGAAAUGUGCAGUGUUGUUCAGGUCUGCUGUUACGUUAUCUUAUUUGAUAAACCAGCAUGUUUCAGGUGAUCCUGACUCAAAAAUAUACUAAAUGUAGGCAAAACACUGGUUUAUAUGUUGAUGUUGCGCACACACACACACACACACACACACACACACACACACACACACACACACACACACACAUACGACUUCUUCUUUUGUUUUUCUUUUUUUUUUUUUAGAUAUCAUUCUGUACUGCACAUGCACUGCACUUUGUUGUUCAUACAGUUCUGGCUGUUCCAAAGUUGCUUUUGGAGACUAUCAACAUGUUCUGUAUGUUACAGU
Molecule: messenger RNA, 5856 nt
Organism: Epinephelus moara (kelp grouper)
Lineage: Eukaryota; Metazoa; Chordata; Actinopteri; Perciformes; Serranidae
Gene: brdt
Product: bromodomain, testis-specific
Exons: 20
Coding region: 2141-5122 (993 amino acids)
Biological process (GO): chromatin remodeling; positive regulation of transcription elongation by RNA polymerase II
Cellular component (GO): chromatin; nucleus
Source: RefSeq, a predicted model, not a curated record